This is a messenger RNA of Branchiostoma belcheri (Belcher's lancelet), 2172 nucleotides long. RefSeq names its product death-associated protein kinase 1-like. Gene Ontology annotation, biological process: regulation of apoptotic process. The coding region runs from base 88 to 1968 and encodes 626 amino acids. The record is from RefSeq and is a predicted model, not a curated record. Lineage: Eukaryota; Metazoa; Chordata; Leptocardii; Amphioxiformes; Branchiostomatidae. The transcript is spliced from 5 exons.
GAAGUGAUCAAAGAGAAGUUGCACAGCGAGUUGCUGCAGAAGUCUGGCGGAGUGAAGACCGACAGGUGUAAGGUGUCGUUGUUUGGGAUGGAGAAAGCGGGAAAGUCCACACUCAAGAUAAGUUUUCAAAGGGGCACCGUGCCAGCACUGCUCCAAGGACUGAGAAAAUCGUCGUCAGCCGAGGAGCCUCACGACCCCACCCCAGGGGUGGACGUUGGGACGUUCCAUAUUCCAGGGGUGGGGGAGGUCAGCCUGUGGGAUUUUGCUGGGCAGGCGGAGUACGCGGUAACCCACAGCAUGUUCAUGGAUGCAGAGAACACCAUCUCCAUUGUGCUGUACAACAUCAUGGACGACACCCAAGAACAAGACGUCCACCGGUGGCUGAGUUUCAUCAAAUCCUCCAACCCAAACCGGCAGCCUGACGUCAUCUUAGUGGCCAGCCAUGCCGACAAAGUGCCACCCACAAGUGGACAACGUCAAGCCGCUCACCUUCUGCAGUUGAUGAAAGCGGAAUUUCAAGAUCACCUCCGUAUCUCAGACGAAGUCUUCCUGAUGAACUGCAAGGAGACGCGAACACCUGAGAUGGACCGACUCAAGAAACUACUGGCUAAGAUGAAGAAGGCCAUGUUAGAGAUCAUCUUCACCUGUCCGAGUUCUUCUGAUCCCAUCAUUGUCCUGAAGCCCAACUGGCUCUGCACAGACGUCUUCGGCCCGACCAUGGCGCCGAAGACGUUCAGUAUCCACCUCAGGAGAAGUCGCCCGAAGAGCGAUGACUACAUGUAUGUCACCAGGGAGGAGAUCCAGCGCGUCUUUCAAGACGUUGCUGACGUGGAUCUCCUCAUCACCCUGCUGCACGAGUUCCAGCUCUGCCACUCCUAUGACGGACAGACCUUCAUCUUCCCAGGACUGCUGACGCAAACCAUGCCUGGCCAGGUUUGGCAACCAACUCAAGAGCCAAAGGUUGUCUACUUUGGGAAGCAAGUCCAGUGUGCCGACUCAACCGACAUGUUCUCCUCCGGGUUCUUCCCCCGAGUGCAGACCCGCCUGAUGAGGGAGCAGGAGAAUCGCCCGCUGCUGUGGAGAGAUGGCGCCAAGUGUGUGGACAGGAAUGUGGAAGGUCUGAUCAAACUCUCUCCGGACGGCCGUGCAGCCAACAUCUGUGUCCGGAGUGCGCAGGGUGACAAGGCGCAGUGCGGCAAAAUGCUGCAGCAGCUGGAGAACAUCAUCGCUGAUGUGCUGGAUGAGUGCAGCCCAGGAACAGGCACAGAAGAGAAGGUGCUCAGCGCUCGUGCACUGAAGGAACACAGGGAGGAAUUCUACUCCUAUGGCAAGGAGGAGAUCAGCAAGGCAGCAGCAGAGGGCGGUACAAUCGUCCAUCCCUCCCUCGGGUUCACGGAACAGGUCAGUGACCUGCUGUGUAGAGAGCAUGAGGAUCCGCUCACCAGGAACCGCCCAGAGCUGGUCCAGGCCUUGCGACACGUGGAGCCAAUCCUGGACCGCCUCCUGGCAUGUGGCAUUCUCGGUGACGACGAACCCGACCGCAUCAGGGCAAAGGAAACCCCCCAGGACAAGGCGAGGGAACUGUUGGACAUCGUGGGAAGAAAGGGCGAGCGUGCACGUCGCGAGUUCACGGCAGUCCUGGAAGAGGUAAACCCGCAUGCUGCUGCGAUGGUCCAAGAUGGCGCCGGAGCUCUGCUGUGUGAAGAAGACGACCCGCUCAUCAGGAACCGGCCAGGGCUGAUCCGGGACCUGACGUCAUCCUACGCCGUGGAGACAAUCCUGAACCAUCUCCUGUCGCGUGGCCACAUCAGUGAAGAGGAAUGCGGCAUCAUCAGGGCCAAGAGAACACCUCAUGACAAGGCAAGGGAGCUGCUGGACAUCGUUCGGCGGAAGGGCGCGGCUGCGCGUCAGGUGCUCAGGGAAGCCCUGGAGGAGGUCACCCCGCAUCUGGCAGAGAUGGUGGUGUGAGAUGUUCCUAUUGGAACUUUGCUCGUGGGGGCAAGAAUGCCAACCUACAUUUUAGCUCUGUGCGGCUUGGUGGCAGCCAUGUCAUACGGAUAACAAUGGCCUAGCCUUGGCUGUGUAUGUUUGAAUAAGAUUGAAGAAUACUAAUUUUGUAUCAAGAUAAAGGCUACAGCCCAAUUGUUCCUCAAUUGAUAACAAACGUUUAAA